ACCCAUGUUAAACGCAACCGAAAACUGUGAGAGCAUGAGAAAACAUCACAACUAAAUCGAAAUUGAACAAUAAACAUAUUCGCUUAAAAUAAUACGUUAAAUAAUAGUUCACGCAGUUUUUUUGUUUAUGUUUUUAUUUACUUUUUUUUUCCAACGAGGAAUUUGAAAUCGAGCUCUGUUGAUUUCACUUAUAAAUAGUGUGUGUUUUAAAAAAAUUGUGUAUAAAAACAGUGUUGUACAUGAUUAUUGUUGAUCCGAUAAUAUGACAAGUUAACAAUGGACGAAGUGGAUUCUUCACUAGCACAAAUCGAUCCUCCUCCCGCAGAAGAAAACCAAGUUUCUUCUAACGAAACCAACAUUUUCAACGAUAGCGGAGGCGAAAUCGAAGCAGACAGCACAAUUCACGCUUUCAACAUUUCAAAUAUCACAGUAAUAGAAAAUCCUAAAAUAAAAAAAUCCUCGCAAUGCGAAGGCAGCGAUAGCGGAGUCGAAGUAAUCGAAAAUGUGGAUAAUACAGAAAACGGCGCUUACAGACGCAAUUUAAGUACCGUAUCUCAAGAUGCACGAUCUUGUGAUUCUUCAAUAAUUAGUUGUUAUUCUAACUACGACGAAGCGUACAAUUUACUCGUAAGAAAAAAUUCAACUUUACUCGAAGAUUAUCGUCGACACGACGACGUUACCAGCGAAAACGGAAGCGAAAGUUCAUCGCUCAGUGGAUCAAACAUUAGAACAAAUAGAAGAACUUCGAUAAAUAAUAGUAAAAAGAAAAAUACCGCGACCGAUACAAGAACCAAAUCGUCUACAAGAAAUAAUAGAUCUAGUUGUAAACCUCCCGUUACACCUAGGACUUCAACAGGACCAGCGCGAAUCAAAUCUAUCGAUAGAUUACAAGCCAAAUCCUCUCCAAGCACAAAAUCUAAUCAGAGGACCAAAAAUACUCCUAAUAAUUUAGAUAUUAAUAAACGAUUGUCUCCAGCUACGGUACGUAGUCCUUCCGGAAGCAGAACACCGACAACUACAGUUGCCGAUGAUGGACGGUGGCCGUCUAUCAACAGUAAACCAGCGCCUCUUAUGUCAAGAUCAUUAAAAGGAACCAUAGAUUGCACGAAACAUAAAAUGACCCCUUUAGAUACAAAAACUAUAGAAAAAUACGCAACACUUCCUAGACAGAAAAAAGGUAACGACAAUAAUAAAGAAACUAAAAAACCUGCUAGUAGAGAGAACACUCUUCAUCGUUUGGCAGUUACUAAACAGAGAGAUAGUACAUCGAAAUUAAUAAACAGUUCAGCGUACAUCCCGAAAUGUAAAAUCAAAACUAGAAUAUACCAUGAAAAUAGCGUUCAAACGGCUUUAACUAAUACAGAUAUUGAAAACGCUUUGGCGGGAAUAACGAUUAAACCUAAAGAUCCUCAAGACACUGAAACGAGCGAUAAGGAUGUUCAAGUCGAUCUAAUGUUGGCGGAUAUGGAAACGUUACAUGACAGAUUAGGAAAGUUGACUGAAAAAUACGAAACAUUACAAAAAGACUACAAAUUGCAGACUGAAAAACUCAAAGAGACUGAAGAUAAAUUAAGAGAAGAAAGUAUAGAAAAGCAGGGUUUGAAAGAAGAACUGCUUAAUAAUUCUCAGCGGGUGAUGGCCAUAUUAGGGGGAGAAACGGAAGAAUUAAAUACUGGUCCCAAUGAUAGUCUUCUAGUCCUUGAAACCAAAUUUCAAAAUGUAGGUCAAGUAGUUAUUCAACAAGAAGAGGAAAUAUCGAAAUUGAAUGCAUUAUGUAGAACGCUGCAAAUGGAAUUAGAUAAAAACAUGGCCGUACAAAAAGCGCUGGUACAACAGCAACAAGAUUUGGAAUUAGAAAGUUUGGAAUUACAAGAUUUUAUGCAAGCGGAAAAAUUAACACUGCAAGACGCUUUGAAAGAAUCCGAAGCCGAAGUGAAACGACAAAAUCUAAUCAUACAAGCCAAAAAAAACGAAAUAAUGACUAAACAAGAAGAAAUUAACCGACUGACCAAACAAAACGAACAAAAAAGACAAGAAAAUGUAAGUUUACAAGCUAGACUAGGAGUAUUGGAAUCUAAAAGUAGAGAACUUUUAGUACAUCAGGGAAGCUCGGUGUCUGGUGCGGCUGUAGCCUUGUCAGCUCUAAUAGGAAGACUGGAUGGACUUGUUGAAGAACUGGUAGUAGCUUACAGCAUUUCUGAUCAAGAACUAGAGGAUGUGAUUUUCCAUAAUGAAGCUUAUAAGAACAGCAGCAGUAGUCCAGAGUCAACUCCAGAAAAAUCGAAAAAAAUAUUUAUUGAUAAAUCACCUUCUCCUUCCAAGGGUUCAUCAUUUGUCUCAGCGGUUAUUAACGCGAUUAAAAGCGCAGCACAAUCGCCAUUUGCCUUAAGAGAUGUUAGCAAAGACACGCUAUCGACCGACCACUCCAGUUCGAACGAAAUGCUAGAUUCGGAAACUGAACCGUGUUUAAUGAUGGAACAUGUUCUUGAAGACGUGGUAAUUCCCGACGGACAUUCUCAUAAUUUAGUAUCGUCAGGUCAUGGUAGUAUGAUGAGCUCCCGUUUGACUCAAAGCGAAAGCCUCAAAGACAUAUCUCAAAACCUUUUGAGCAGGCAAAUGUCCGAACCCGCAAGUAUGAGUUUUUACGGCAGCCUCAAUACUUCAUAUACCAGCGAUUUGAUUUCGUUGAGCGAAUUUUUCCCUUCAAUCUCACUCGUUGAUCAAGUCAUCGAUGUCGAUAAUCUUGUUACAAGAUUGCUUAAAGUGAUUAGAAUUAUUCAAAUGGAGAAUGAAGACUGUAUGAACGAACUGCAAGAGCAAAGAGAUAAUCUUCUGGAACAGGUAGAUAAGCAAAAGGAAACAAAUAAAGUUGUAGUGAAGCAAUUAAAAGAUUGGGAAAUUCUUGGGGCGAGAUUAAAAACGGAAGUAAAGGAACUGAUGCAACAAAUGAGUAAAAAGAAUACAGAGAUGGACAAUUUGAAAGGAGAGUUGAAUAAGCAGAGGGAAGAAGUUGAGAAAUUGAAUCAAGACGUUUGCGAACUAUCAACAGCUUUAUCAAAAGCUGAAAUGCAGAAUAAACUAAAGGAAGAGGAAGUUAGUAAAGAAAUUAAAAAAUGGGAGAAAACAGGCGAAGUUCCUGCUCCUGAAAUUUUAGGAAGGCUCAUCACUACUCAAAACGAGAUCCCUAUUCUCAAAGAACAGUUAAACGAAAAAGAAAAACGUUUAAAUGAAUUGACUCAGGAAUUUUUGGUUGGCAAACAAGUUUUAUCGGAAAGUUUAAAGGAAGCAGUUAACGAAUCUAAAAAACAAUACGACGCCAUCGAUAAUGCUUUAGAAGUAUUACAUAGUAUACAAACGGUAGUUCAACAAUGUGGACCUCUAUCGAAACUACAACGGGAUUUGGAGGAAUUGAAUUUCCAGAGCGCGUCGGCGGAUUUCAACGCCAAUGCUGCCCUUUUACAAGCUGUUGUCAACAUGGAAAUUACGCCUACAAUUAAUACAACUGCCUGAAGUGACUUUCGUCUCGAUCACAAUUUAAUUAACGAAUUUUUAAUUAGGUCAUAAUAAUAAGACUAAAAACAACAAAAAAAAUCAAAAUACCAGAUAAAUGGCAUAUAUAAGUUUGCAAAUAUAUAGUAUGACAUAGUUGCCACGUUGUAAUUUUUUUUCCGGUCAUUAGAUCGAAUAAUAUUCAAUUACUGUUUCGGAUAAUAAUUUUCUUUCCCCUGACAUCACUUACACAUCAGGUAUCUUUCAAUGGCCGUUAUAGGGUAUUUAACAAAAUUUGAAAAAGUGUUUAGAAUGAUAUUUAUGUACCUCUAAUUUGACAUACAAAAUGAUUGUAAUUUUUUAUAUCAUCAUAUUUAAUGCCAAGAUUUUUUUAAAAAUAAUUUUCUGUAUAAACUUCUCCCUAAAACUCUCAUUAUCAAUAUGGCGAUGCAGUGACGUAAGUACAUAGUAAAAUUGUAAACAGUUACAGUUAUUAUUUCUGAUCAAGUAAAAAAUAUUUCAAUUGAAUUUUUAUUUUUAAUAAAUAAUGGAAAAACAAUGUUUAUUUUAAGAACUUUCAAAAAUGUCACUUUCAAAUACCCUAUUUUCUCUACAAAUGUUAAAUUUGCAAACUUAACGUUAAAACCCUUUAGUAUUUUUUACUUGUAUGUCUUUUUUUAUGUAAUUUGUGAAAGUGGCACACACUCUAGUAAAAACAACCCCUCAAAAAAAGGUAUUAUCAUUUGAAACAACUUCUUAUUACUUAACACAAUAUCUAUUUAUUAACGAGUGAUAACGGAUUUUCAUUCUUCAACCUCAUUUUGCUUCUACUCUUAACCAUUCAACCAUAAAUUAUAUUUUACAAAAACACUGUGGAACAAAGUCACACACACAAAGAAAAUGACAAAAAUUACUUUGUUGUCGAACAAACUAGUGUUAUAUAAUACAUGAAUUAUUUUUGUAGUAAUAGUAAUCAGUUGGAUUUUGUGUCUGCUUCGGUGAAGCAGUUGAUUUUUAAGACAAGCAGAAGGUUUAUCUAUGUGUUCCUUAGCUUGUCUCAUACCAGCUGUUUCAAUUCAUCUUUGAAGAGUCUCCUUUACGGAAUAGAUUACUCAGAGAUGUGAUAGCUACAUCAAUAAAAGAGGAUUUUACUGAUCCCAAGUGAAUAAAGUUUGUUGUUACUCUUAUUGCCAGGGUCACCGGGUGCCCAUGCACCUUCCUACCUUUUUCCAGUUCUUUUAUCAAUAUUUACGUUUAUGUAAAUAUGUAAAUUCCAGUAUCAGUUAUUCGACCAAAAUGAGUGAACAAAUCACAUUCAACAAGUAUAAUAAUGUUAUAUAAAGGGUGUUUUCAGAAUUUUGACACUCAAAUGAUUAAUUAAAGGAAUAUUUUAAACUUGAAGAAAAGAAAAAUUAAAAGAUAUUUAAAUAUGAGGUUGUAUUGCACUCCGGUAGGUUAACCAUUAUUACCGGUAACUUCCGGGUAAUUCAGGAAGGUUGGGAACCCUACCUAUAACUCAUAAAAUAUAUGGUUGUGGCUAGAAAAAUUCAGUUUUUAGUAUUUAGUACAUAUCUUUUUUAAUAUGCACACUUUAGACAGAAAAAACAUUAAUUCCUUCAAUUGCUUUUUGUAUUUGGUGAUGUCUUUUAAAGAUUAAAAAUAUAUCAGUCAAUUUAUAUACUGAAUUGUAAUUAUUAGUAACCAGUAUUCAUAUUUUGUUAAACAACAUUCGCGUUGGGCGACAAAAAUUCAAUUCAUUCCAUAUCGUUUAAAGUUUACGAUUAAAAAAGAUAUUUUUUUUUUUCGUAGCUGCUUAUUAAUCAUUUAGUUAAGACUGUUGGGAUAUAUUUGGCAAAAAUCAAAAGUUUUCUUUCUAAUUUUAGUAAUUAUUAAUAUAGAUGUUGAAAUUUGUUAUAUAGAUAUAGAUGUGUUGAAAAAAAUUUAUUGUAGAUCCUAUUAUUGGACUUCCCCCGGUAAUAAAUUAAACAAAAAGGCUGAACGAUGCCAUUUCAGAGUGAGUCUUAUGAAUAUGGUUGAAAUCAAUGAUAAAAAGAAAUAUUUAUUAUAGAACAUUAUUAGAAAUUUUCCGAAUAAAAGUGGCACAGUCAGUAGGAUAGUGAAACGAGCGUUAAUGAAAAUAACAUUCGGUUCGUAUCUACGAUUCAUUGACUAUUCAAACAAGUCAAGUUAGCUAGGCGAAUUGAAUAACCCAACUAGAAAAUCUGUGUUGUACUAGAACCUGGAAGAAGUAAGAGGAUAAUGUACGUUCCUAUUCAAGCCGAUGGAAAGGACCUCAAAUACUCAUAUUUUGAUUCUCAAAAUACUAAUAUCAAAAUUAAAUUAAAAUUAACUUCAUCAAUUGUAAUAACGAAGUCUUGAACCAAAUCCGAAAUCAUCGAAUUAUUAAAUUCAAUAAUUCAAAAAACGCAGCAUCUUUCGAGUCAUUUUCUUAGUUUCAUUUUAACAAUAAUACCCCAAAAUCUGGAUUCUGGAUAAUAUAUGUUGGAUUUUAACUGUUUAGGUCUUGAAAAUAUUUCUUGAACAAUAUUAGGUCAAUUAUUUGAAUUUUUAAAACCGUUUUCAUAAAAUUCACUCAUUUGUGUUAAAAACGUCCACAAAGUCGUAAGUUGUAUGAAACUUAGAAUGAACGUUCGGAAACUAUAGUAAUAAUUCUUUUUGUUGUAUGAAACGUUAUGAUGGAUGUUUGAUAAUAGUAAUAAAUCUUUUUACUGUGUUUUUAGCAUCGGGCUUCGAAAAGAUGUACCAUUUUAAGAAUAAUUUGUUUUAAAAUUACUUUAUACGUACCUUUUGAUCAGAAAAAUAUACACUAUGAAGUUUAUCUAUCUAAGUAAAUCAUUUUAAGACGAUGAACAACUCAUUUACUACCACUGCAUUAACACUAUCACUAUCAUAGUGUAUGAGUACAGUCUUUGAAGAUAAUCAUUCGGUUUCCAAUUCCUAUUUCGUGCACUAAAUGGUGAAAAUACUAUAUAAAAUCGAUUGAAUAUUCUUCAACCGUAGGCAUGAGAAUCUUUAUUUUCCACAAUUUGGAAAUUUACUUAACUACCUUCCCAUCUUUGACUUUUUUAUAUCUUCUAUUUUAGCAUAUCCAACCUAAAAUGAAGUUGAAGACUGCUAUUCUUUGAAACAAUCUACUGCUUUGACGUCGUUUUUCCCCAAAGCAGAGCAGAUACUCGAUCGCCUAUUCUUCUUUGUUAAAUUAUAAUAGUUGCAACAGUGCAAUGUCCAGUGCGCAUUCCGAAAGUCUUCUAGAUUGAUUUAUUGGCGAUUUUUUUGUUGUAUCCUUGCCUAAAUCACUCUGGAUAUCAUGCAAUCACUUCUAUAUGAUCAUUUACUUGAUGUUUAGUUCUAAUUUCUGUGUCAAUAGCAUCUUUCGACAACUCCAUUUGUAGUAGUACUGAACUGUCUUUAUCCUCGUUCUACAUUUACAAUUCCCUUUGAUUAUUUUACAGUUUUUUUGGUACAAUAAAUUAUGAGACUCCAUGUAGGUAUAUUUUUCUGAUAAAUUUGAAUAAAACAUCACAAAAUUGCCAUUUUUUUAUAUUCAAUAUUUUAAAGUGCACUAAUCACAUUCGAUGAACAAAUUAAUGUAUAGGAAGUAGCAACAUUAAAAAUAAAAUGAUGGUAAAUCGAUGAAACUUUGUUUAGUAAUAAUACUAAUUUUAAUUAAUUUUGCGUUCGUCAUUUUAUUUUUUGGUGCUUCUGACAAAAUUCAUAUUUUUAGAAUGUACUAUAUUGCCAUUAUAAUUGUAAAUACAUUUAUUUAUUAUUA
This is a messenger RNA of Diorhabda sublineata, 7282 nucleotides long. RefSeq names its product coiled-coil domain-containing protein 18 (gene corn). NCBI's taxonomy places the organism in Eukaryota, Metazoa, Arthropoda, Insecta, Coleoptera, Chrysomelidae. The record is from RefSeq and is a predicted model, not a curated record. The transcript is spliced from 10 exons. The coding region runs from base 277 to 3510 and encodes 1077 amino acids.